AUUAUCCUCUUCUUCUAGUUUUUUCUCAUUUUCUUUUCUUUCUUUCUGAUACCCAUUUCACCGAAUAACAGUUUCUCAAAAUUUUCAAUUCUCAUCUCAAAUCUCAAUAUUCUUAAAAAAAAAAUGAGAGAAAAACGUUAAAAAAACAAUCUCAUUUCAAUUCACAAAUCCAAUCGAAAAAUUAGGGUUAGGUUUUUUCAAUUUCUUCCCCAAAAAAAGAAACGCGUCGAAGAAAACGAGAACAAGAAUCAAUCAUUUAUGAUUCUUUCUUCAAUCGGAAAGAGAAUUUUGAUCGGUGUGUUAAUCUCGUUGUUGUUGUUGUUGGUGGUGGUGGUUCAAUCCUCUGCGGCGGCGUUAAACGGUAACACCAUGAAGAUUCACCCUGCUCCGAGAAAGCGCAACAUCACAAUCCAAUUCGGAACCAACGGCGGCAACCCGGCGUCGGAGGCUCAGGCUCUGUUAGGAAUCUCCGGGAAGAAAUUACGGCGUCUACCGCACGUUUUCAGCUGCGUAUUGGAACUUCCGUUUCGAUCGGAUGCAGAUGUUGCGAUUGAAGAGGCGCCUGAUUGUUUCCGGUUUGUGGCGGAGACGGAGGGAAUCGGGGAGGUGAGGACUCAUACGGUGGAGAUCCAUCCUGGCGUGACGAAGAUCGUUGUGAGAGAUGGGGAGUCUUUGGAAUUGUCGCUUGAUCAGUUGGAGAUUGAUAUGUGGAGGUUUAGGUUGCCGGAAUCGACAGUGCCAGAGCUUGCGAGUGCGGUGUUUGUCGAUGGGGAGUUGAUUGUUACGGUGCCGAAGGGAGAUGAGAUGCAGAAUGUUGAAGGUGGUGAUAAUGAUAGAGGUAUGGGUGGUAGACUUGUGCUUGUACAGUGAUGAUAAUGAUGAUGAUGGUGGUGAUGAUAAUGAUGAUGAUGAUGAUAAUCAUGAUGGUGAUGAUGAUGAUGAUGGUGAAAAUUCUUUUGCUUAACACCUUUAAAAUGCGACUUUUUAGUAUAUGCGGGUUAGGUUUCAGGUUUAUUGUUGUUGGGUGUAGCUAAUUUCUUUUGUAUGUGAAUUUGAUUGUUGCUGCAACAUUAAUGUUCUUUUUUCAAUAAUGUUCUAUAUUCAUGGCAA
Vicia villosa (hairy vetch) is the source of this 1110-nucleotide messenger RNA. RefSeq lists its product as uncharacterized. Bases 259 to 870 code for a protein of 203 amino acids. The record is from RefSeq and is a predicted model, not a curated record. NCBI's taxonomy places the organism in Eukaryota, Viridiplantae, Streptophyta, Magnoliopsida, Fabales, Fabaceae. The transcript has a single exon.